Amblyraja radiata (thorny skate) is the source of this 2353-nucleotide messenger RNA. It is a transcript of the gene dhrs13b.2, whose product is annotated as dehydrogenase/reductase (SDR family) member 13b.2. The coding region runs from base 158 to 1453 and encodes 431 amino acids. NCBI's taxonomy places the organism in Eukaryota, Metazoa, Chordata, Chondrichthyes, Rajiformes, Rajidae. The transcript is spliced from 9 exons. The record is from RefSeq and is a predicted model, not a curated record.
UAGCCCGGAAGCUACCCCGUAGGAUUCGAGAAAACGAAAGUGAAAUGACUGGCCCCGCUCCACAUCAACCCGGCUCCACAUCAACCCCGCUCCACGUCUACCCGGCUCCACAUCUACCCGGCUCCACGUCUACCCGGCUCCACGUCUACCCCGCGGCAUGUUCGCUCUGCUCCUUUACAUUCUCGUCGCUGGGACAGCGCUGGCCCAGAAUGGACACACUGAUGCAAACAGAAAGUUGGAAUGCACCUUUCGAGAAGAGACGCAAAAUGAAGGGGCUCAUAUGUUGGACCACUCGACCGUCUCGAGGAAGGCGUUACUGCUCUUUGGUGGUAUCGAUACCAAUGAGAAAGCAAUUCAUUUUAAAGUAAAAGGCUCCUCUGUGGAUAUUUUCCAAUAUGUAGACGGGAAACACGAGGAAUUGGAAUGUGAAAUCAGCCGGUAUUCCACACACAACCACCAUGUUGACUGGCCCCACCAGGGUGCAGAAUCACCGGGGAGACGAUGGUUCACCAUGACUCUGAAGCACAGACACGGCAAGUUCAUCACAACCAGCUUCAUGAGAGAACUAAAGCCACCUGAUGAUGAGGCCAAGGAGCAGAUUGAAGCACAGACCGAUGAGGACACUUCACCCAUUGGAAACACGGAUACCCUCAUCAUUCAAGUGAACUAUAUUAUCCGCACACGAACUCCAUUGGUCAGAAGCAAAAUGAAGCAAGAUGUCGUCCUGGACUGCGGCUUCAAGAUUGACCACAAGAAGGACUUCUACGUUGACUGGAGGUAUCAGAACAGAGGCGUGAGGAAGAAACUGUUUAUCUACAAUGGGAAGAACCAGCAGACCGAACAGAUUGAGAAGGGAGUUGGAACAUUCUUGGAUCAGAUCGGGGACGGGAACGCAUCCAUCCGCAUAAGAAAUGUCGACAUUAGCAGUCAAGGAUCCUACACCUGCUUGGUGUAUGUCCCUCCACUCUUUGGAACACACACCAUCGAUCUGGAGAUAUGGGAGGCGCCCACAGUGUCCCUGAGCCACAGCUCGCUCUCGUUGAGGGAGGGUGACGAGCAGAAGCUGGCGUGCGGCGCGGAGCGGUACUACCCGCUGGAUGUGACGGUGCGCUGGCAGAGGCAGCAGGGUAGGGAGCACCUUCUGCCCAACUACCUGGACAACACCGUCUUAUCCCCACACCAGCCGAACAGGGAUGGCACCUUCAACAUGACCAGCUACUUCCGCUUCACCGCCUCCCUCAAUGACAACGACGUGACGUUUAUUUGUCACGUCGAACACGUCAGCUUGGAGAAGACGAUCAAACGUUACGUCCAUGUGAAAGUGCAAGCACGACCCCAGAUAUUAUUUUAUAUCUUAAUUUUAAUAUUGGUACUAUUCUUCUGCACUAUUGUGAUCAUCCUACUAAUUCACUUGAAUAAAGUUAUGGACAAAAACAAGAAGAAGCCGUACUGAUCCCAGGGAAGAGCACUUCAGGCAGGAUGCAGCUGCUGAGGUGUCCUUGGAACAUGUUCAAGUGCCUUCUCGCCAAUGAACCUCUUCAAAACCCGUGGCUGUCGGUAAAUGCAUGGAGAUUGGACACACCGGCAACCCAUAUGGACCUAUUGAGGCAAAUCACCCAGUUAUUUGUUUACCGGGGGAGGAAUAUUGACCAGAACACCAGACCCACUCAUUGGGGCUUCACAUCCACUCGACCCCCCAGUGAAAUGGAAAGUGGAGCCUCCAUUUAAAGUUCCACCCAAUGGGUGUUUAAUGAGGAUUCUUACUGACGGUGUCUUGAAGUGAACCAGAACCUACAACCUUCCGACUUUGAGGCAGCAGCUUUAGCCAUGGAGUCAUAGAGAGACGCACCGACCAAGUCCAACCCGUCCAUACCAGUUCUAUGCCAUCCCAAUUGUUGAUUGGUGGCUAGUGCAGACUUGGUGGGCCGAAGGGCCUGUUUCCAUGAUGAAUAUCUGAGCUAAAGUCUAAGGUCUUCCUGUCUUUCACUGUUAUCCUGGUUUCACAGUCCCGUAUCCCUUUGCCGUCACCUCUCCCACAGCCAACAAUGGACCAUUGUGGGCUCCACCUCUCCUUGAUCAUCGGUGCCGGGCGGCUCUGAUUUGUUCUUUUCAUGCCUUUCAUUCAUUUGUUCUUUGCUCCUUUUUCAUACCGCUCGUCUCCCUCUCCCCUGACUCUCAGUCUGAAGAAGGGUCUCGACCCGAGACGUCACCUAUUCCUUUUCUCCAGAGAUGCUGCCUGACCCGCUGAGUAAUUCCAGCAUUUUGUGUCUUAUCUUCUUGCCUUAGUUGGCUGCAGUACUUAGACCAAGGUGAGGAAAGAAAUGUGUUGCUUUUAUUGGAAUUUAAAAAAAAA